AUGGGCCAAGCCUACAAUCCCAUACAUUUGCUAAUCAGCACAUUGGCUUUCAUCCUGUCCACUGGUGUCUUUAUUACCGCAAUAUUGCUAAGUCGGCAAGCCACCACACAAUGCGAUUAUUUCCUCGACCGACGGUUAAUAAUCAUGUCAUCUUUCCUCUUGGCAUUCUCUAUUCUCGGUAUAUUCGGAGCCUUCCACGGUAUGCAAUGGAUCCACUGGUUGUGCGGAUGUGUCGUCGUGUCUAUUGUCACCAUCCUCAUGUUUGCUUUAUCCCUUUACGCGUAUGUGGUCGCUAUCAAGAACCCCAUCAAGGUCAAGGGUCAUAAGCAUGGAAAUUACGAGAGUUGGCUUAACAACAGGGCGUCGCAGGCAAAUAUGCAUCUGUCACAGAUGCAAUUGUCACUUGCGACAGAUGCAAUUUUCGCCUGCGACAGAUGCAUAUUCACCUACGACAAAUGCAUAUUCUCCUAG
Molecule: messenger RNA, 471 nt
Organism: Impatiens glandulifera
Lineage: Eukaryota; Viridiplantae; Streptophyta; Magnoliopsida; Ericales; Balsaminaceae
Product: tetraspanin-8-like
Exons: 3
Coding region: 1-471 (156 amino acids)
Biological process (GO): auxin-activated signaling pathway
Cellular component (GO): plasma membrane; plasmodesma
Source: RefSeq, a predicted model, not a curated record